AGAGUCGGCCAUUGUUGUUACUGGGCAACACCAACACAGCACAAAAAUGGACACUGUGUUGGAUCCAUUCACAGGCUUAGAUUCAUUCUCCUCCCCUUACUUCGACGACGAUGACUUCUUCACAGACCAGUCGUCGAGGGACCACUUGGACACAGAUGAGUUUUUGGAUGAGGAUGUCGACUUUCUCACAAAUCAAAUCCAAGAAUAUUAUAAGGACAAUCGAAUAUCACAGGAUGGAGAUUAUUGUGAUGUUGGCAACUUCUCUUUUUCUUCUUCGUCUUCGACUUUCUCAUACGGAUGCGCUGACAGCACCUCGGAGCUGUCCCCUCACAGAGGAGACGGUCCUUUAUUAAAGAGGCGAAGGCGCAUGAGAUCCGAAGGAGAGAUGCAACAGUUGCGUCAAGCUGCCAACGUCCGGGAGCGACGGAGAAUGCAAUCCAUUAACGAUGCUUUCGAGGGACUAAGAUCUCACAUCCCUACUUUACCAUACGAGAAAAGACUCUCAAAAGUUGACACUUUACGACUUGCAAUAGGCUAUAUAAAUUUCCUUGCAGAACUUGUGCAGUCUGACAUGCCGAUCCGGAACUCAAAUAGUGACUCUAUAAACCAACCUAAAAAAGUAAUCAUUUGCCACAGAGGAACAAGAUCCCCAUCUCCAGAUGAUCCUGACUACGGGUUGCCUCCUCUCGCGGGCCACUCUCUUUCAUGGACUGAUGAGAAGCAGCUAAAAGAUCAGAACAUCAUUAGAACAGCGAAAGUAUGGACACCAGAGGACCCAAGAAAGUUGCACUUGAAAUCAUCUAUAAACAACAUUGAGAAUGAACCCCCCUUUAAUUUAAUUUCAUAAGGCAGUGCCAUUAUUGUAACUACUGUAUACACGUUGUGUACAACAACAAAAAAAAUUUUUGUAACAUAUUAUUAUCGUGACUAUCUGUAUUUCAGAUCCUCAGUCUGAAUUG
Molecule: messenger RNA, 959 nt
Organism: Xyrauchen texanus (razorback sucker)
Lineage: Eukaryota; Metazoa; Chordata; Actinopteri; Cypriniformes; Catostomidae
Product: pancreas transcription factor 1 subunit alpha-like
Exons: 2
Coding region: 47-847 (266 amino acids)
Biological process (GO): regulation of transcription by RNA polymerase II; developmental process
Molecular function (GO): protein dimerization activity; RNA polymerase II transcription regulatory region sequence-specific DNA binding; DNA-binding transcription factor activity, RNA polymerase II-specific
Source: RefSeq, a predicted model, not a curated record